AUGGCUACAUUCAUCACACAUAAAAUCAUGGGUACCACCCUUCAAACUACCGAGAGAUACACAGACUUGAAAGCACGAGGUGUUGGUGCGUUUGGGGUAAUCUGCUCGGCGCAUGAUUCAAUGGCCAACCGAACGAUGGCCAUAAAAAAGAUAGGGAAACCCUUUGAAAGCUCUUCCCGGGUCAAGCGCACAUAUCGCGAGGUUCAUUUGAUGAACAACCUAAAACAUGAUAAUUUGAUCAACAUGACGGACAUCUUCAUCUCGCCAGCGGAAGAUCUUUAUGUUGUGAUGGAUUGUUGCAUGACAGACCUUCAUCAUUUGAUCCAAUCAAGGUCAAAGCCAUUGGAGGACAGGUUCACCCAGUUCUUCACCUACCAACUGCUGCGAGGGUUAAAAUUCAUUCACUCUGCUGGUGUCAUUCACCGUGAUGUCAAACCUAGCAACAUUUUGAUCACAGAGAACUGCGACUUGAAGAUUUGUGACUUUGGUCUAGCUCGAGAACAAGAUCAUCAGAUGACUGGCUAUGUCUCCACGCGAUACUACCGAGCUCCAGAGAUCAUGUUGACCUGGCAGAGAUACACCUACGCGGUGGAUAUUUGGAGCACUGGUUGCAUUCUGGCAGAGAUGCUCCUAGGAAAGGUCUUCUUACCGGCAAGGGACAAUGUGCAUCACUUCAAACUGAUCACUGAGAUCUUUGGGAAGCCGCCCAGAGAGAUUAUGGAGACAGUUUACAGCGACAUUACGAUGGAUUUUGUGAACUCUCUACCCGAAACAAAACCCCGGUCACUUGGAGCUACACUGGGAGACGUUGACCCUGGAGCCGUUCAUCUCUUGGAGAAAAUGCUCGAUAUAGAUCCACAAAAGAGAAUCACGGCGGCGGAUGCCCUAACCGAUCCAUACGUUUCGAGCUAUUCGGACUCUAAUGACGAACCCGAGUGUGAGAAACAAAUUGACUUGUCUUUGUUGGAUUCAGAAAUGACUACAGAUGAAUGGAAGAGCAAAAUGUAUUUCGAGAUUUUGAACUAUCACACUGGUUCUUAUAACUGGGAAGACACUGACCCCAAAGCUCACGAGGGAAGAUUUGAGGAUUGGCUGCGCCAGGAGAUAAUGGUGGGCACAUAUUAG
Messenger RNA from Penicillium psychrosexuale, 1125 nucleotides. RefSeq lists its product as uncharacterized. The transcript is spliced from 8 exons. NCBI's taxonomy places the organism in Eukaryota, Fungi, Ascomycota, Eurotiomycetes, Eurotiales, Aspergillaceae. Gene Ontology annotation, molecular function: ATP binding; MAP kinase activity. Gene Ontology annotation, cellular component: cytoplasm; nucleus. The record is from RefSeq and is a predicted model, not a curated record. Gene Ontology annotation, biological process: stress-activated MAPK cascade; osmosensory signaling pathway; cellular response to oxidative stress. Bases 1 to 1125 code for a protein of 374 amino acids.